Molecule: messenger RNA, 1779 nt
Organism: Thlaspi arvense
Lineage: Eukaryota; Viridiplantae; Streptophyta; Magnoliopsida; Brassicales; Brassicaceae
Source: the annotation of a GenBank genome assembly
CAGCAGAAAAAAUUUGUUUGUCACAAAAUAAAAAUAAAAACCAAAAAGAGGACAAGUCACGAGACAACAAGUACCACGCAAAGAAGAAGAAGCUCCAAGAAUCUGUCGACUUUUUGAGAAUCCAAGGGUCAGAAAAUCGCCAUGGCAGUCGCAGCAUUCAACCCAUUGAAACUUGCAUCGUCGUCUCUAAAUCCGAUUCCUUCGAUCUCUUCUCCGUCUUCCUCUUCUACUACUUAUUCGUUCUCUCUGAUAAGCGGCGGCAUCAGAAACUCCGCCCGAUCUCCUUUCAAAAGAUGUCUAAAGCAGACAUGUUCUGUUCGAGCCAUGUCCUCUUCUUCUUCUUCUUCGGCUGCUUCGUCUUCUUCCUUCGGAUCGAGAAUGGAGGAGAGCGUGAAGAAAACUGUGACUGACAACACUGUCGUUGUAUACUCCAAAACUUGGUGCUCAUACUGUACUGAAGUGAAGACAUUGUUCAAGAGACUUGGGGUUCAGCCACUGGUGAUUGAAUUGGAUGAACUUGGUCCACAAGGGCCGCAACUGCAGAAGGUGCUGGAAAGACUUACUGGGCAACACACUGUUCCUAAUGUUUUCGUCGGAGGCAAGCACAUUGGUGGCUGCACAGAUACAGUGAAGCUGAACAGGAAGGGAGAACUGGAAUUGAUGUUAGCUGAAGCCAACGAAAAUCCCAAAAAGGAGAUUGCUAAAACUUGGAAGCGUGGCACGUUUAUGAUCACAGACCUAAGAGGGAAGAAUCUAAGGAGACCAAUGGCUACUCUGGUCUCUUCUCAGGCUUACAUCAACCAUUGCCAUUUGAGUAUACGAGUUCUAAGCCAGGCAAAAGAACCAUUCUCUCCUCGGAGAUUUUCCCGUUGCAAUCACAUAGAAAGACGUGAUUUUUCUCCUGAAAUCCCUAGAAUCUGGACUCUGACGAUAAGUAGAAAGCAGCAACCUUUGCCUUUCAACACCGUGUGUUUUGCUGCAGACGAGCCCUCUUCCUCAUCCGAAAUCAGUGCUGAUGCCAGAAUCCGUAGUGAGGUUCUGUCUCCAUUCAGAUCGGUCCGAAUGUUCUUCUACCUCGCCUUCAUAGCAAGCGCAUCACUAGGAGGGCUAAUAGCCACUUCCAGGCUCAUCGGUGCGCUGGCGAAUCCGGCAAGAUCAGGUGAAGUUCUUGAGAUCGUAAAGGGUUUAGGCAUUGACAUUGGUGCAGCUUCUCUCUUUGCGUUCCUCUACUUACGCGAAAACAAGACCAAGAACGCGCAAAUGGCUAGGCUCUCGAGGGAAGAGAAUCUUGCGAAACUCAAGAUGAGGGUCGAAGAGAACAACAAGGUUAUCUCUGUGGGCGAUCUGAGAGGGAUUGCUAGGCUUGUGAUCUGCGCUGGUCCUGCGGAUUACAUCGAAGAAGCGUUUAAGAGAAGUAGAGAGUUUACGCAAGGGCUUGUCGAGAGAGGUGUGGUUGUGGUGGCUUAUGCAACUGAUGGGAACUCACCGGUUUUGGAGUUCGAUGAGAGUGACACUGCGGAUGAAGAAAUGAGCCAGAGAAGGAGGAGAUUGUGGCGUGUGGCUCCAGUUUUUGUCUCGGAAUGGGAAAGGUGGUUAGGUGAGCAGAAGAAGCUUGCUGGUGUUUCUUCAGACUCUCCAGUGUAUUUGUCUCUACGUUUGGACGGGCGUGUAAGAGGAAGCGGAGUUGGUUAUCCUCCAUGGCAAGCCUUCGUUGCACAGCUUCCUCCGGUUAAGGGAAUCUGGACCGGUCUUCUUGACGGAAUGGAUGGUAGAGUGUAA